AAGCUCUCGGCUCGGUAAUUUUCAAAAGUCAAUCAAGUGACGACGGGAAUCCACCAAGGAAACCCAACCCUCACGCUACUCGAGCGAUUGUCAUAUCCCUCUCCCCAUGCGAUACAGGUGUAUCUAUCGUACAGUGUUGCCUCCUCUACCCGAUCUCCGUGCGGUGACGGGGCUUCCGUCCCACCCCGGCGCAGCACCCGCAAUCCUAUACCCGCGGAUACAAUCCAUCAUGUGAAAUCUCUCCCGCAACCUUGACCCAACCCUGUUGUACCGCAACCACAAACCAUUCCCGCGCACACCGCAAGCCUCGCAGCCCGCCCGGACGGUUGUACAAACAUCCAUACCACCAAGUGAUUGGCCCGAGAAUUCGAGAAUACCUCUCUCCUUCAAGAACCCCAGGUGGAGAGAGAGACACGCAAUGAGGGACGGGUUGCUGGAGAGGCACCUCCCGCGAAUAGGCCUCGGCCUAGGCCUUGCAGCAGCGACCGCCGCCACCCUCCUCAUCCUCGUCUCCCGCACCACCACCGCCGCCUCCUCCGCCUCCGCAUCCGCCCUCCCGGCCCCGCGUCCGGCGAGGAAUAGCCGAAAGACGGCCCGCUCGCCGAAGUGGACGACGACGCGGGACCAGGGCUGCGAUGAGCGGCUGCCGUACCCGCCCGACGUGUUCCCCGGCGCGCGGGACGUCGCGACGGCGUACGGGAACCUGCGGGUGUACGAGUUUGGGCCGGAGGCGGCGGAGGAGAGAGUCCUUUUGCUGCAUGGUAUCGGGACGCCUUGUCUUGCGUUGGGGGGUAUUGCUGGGGAGUUUGUGGAGAGGGGGUGGAGGGUUAUGACUUUUGACUUCUUCGGCCGCGGCUACUCCGACGCGCCCCUCGACCUCCCCCACGACGCCCGCCUCUACACCACGCAGAUCCUCCUCGCGCUCGCCUCCUCCCCCUCGCCGGGCUGGACCGGCAACGACGCCUUCCACCUGCUGGGCUACUCCCUCGGCGGCGCCAUCGCCGCCGCCUUUUCCUCCACGCACCCGCACCUCGUGCGGUCGCUCAGCCUCGUUGCGCCGGGCGGGUUAGUGCGCAGCGGAGCGCACGUCGGCUGGCGGAGCCGGGUGCUGUAUAACGCGGCGUGGAUUCCGGGAUGGGUGAGGAGGUGGGUUGUUGGGCGGCGGUUGAGGCCUGUUAUGGUGGGAGGCGGGGUGGGCGGUGAUGUGCCGGAGAAGGAGACUGUUGAUGAUGAUGAGGCGGAGGAGAAGAAGGAAGAGUGGGAUGAGCUUAGGCUCGUGGGCGGGGGACGGAUUGGGGAGGUGGUGGGGUGGCAGCUUGCGAGGCACCCUGGCUUCGUGACGAGUUACAUGUCGACGAUUCGGCACGCGCCGAUUUACGACCGCGGGGACGAGGAGUGGAGGGUUCUGGCGGAGGUGUUGGAGGCGAGGCGGAGUAGCUGUGGUGAUGGUGAUGGUGAUGGUCGAGGAUUGUCAUCGGAGCCCGGGCUGAGAAAGGGGCGGGUGCUCUUCCUGCUCGGUGAGGACGAUGACAUUGUCGUGCUCGGGGAGACGGUUUGGGAUGCGGAGAGGGUGCUUGGGGAGGACGCGGUCGAGGUCGUUGUCCUCAGGGGCGGGCACGAGAUUGCUAUCACCAAGGGGAGGGAGAUUGUUGGUGCCGUCGUUGCUGCGUGGGAGAGGGGGCGUAGGGAGGGCGAGACGUGA
Molecule: messenger RNA, 1702 nt
Organism: Colletotrichum scovillei
Lineage: Eukaryota; Fungi; Ascomycota; Sordariomycetes; Glomerellales; Glomerellaceae
Exons: 2
Coding region: 419-1702 (427 amino acids)
Source: RefSeq, a predicted model, not a curated record